AUGGCAAGAUUAACAGACUCAAAGUUCGCUAUUAUCAUUAUUAUUAGUAGCAGUAGUAGUAGCAGUAGUAGUAGCAGUAGUAGUAGCAGUAGUAUUAGUAGUAGUAGCAGUAGUAGCAUUUCAUCACUCGCUAUAUUAUCAUGUAAUCACCAACCGCCACCAUCAAAACAGACUGAAGAACUACUGAUCAGAACGGGGGAUUUUUUAGUUCGGGAAAGUCCCAAUUCCCCCGGACAAUACGUCCUGAGCGGCAGGCAGGGUCCCACCGUUAAGCACCUGUUAUUGGUCGACCCAGAGGGGAAGGUCAUUUGA
Helobdella robusta is the source of this 312-nucleotide messenger RNA. RefSeq lists its product as hypothetical. The record is from RefSeq and is a predicted model, not a curated record. The coding region runs from base 1 to 312 and encodes 103 amino acids. NCBI's taxonomy places the organism in Eukaryota, Metazoa, Annelida, Clitellata, Rhynchobdellida, Glossiphoniidae. The transcript has a single exon.